CGAUGAAAAUUGUAAUUUCAGGGUAUUCCAGAUCACGACAACAAGAUCUUCAUUAUAGCUGCACUGUUAAGCAGUACCCUUGUUUACAAUGUAAUGACAGCAUUCAACCAGGAUACAGUCGAAAAAUUAACAUUCAUCACAAAUAUGUCUGAAAACUUGAGAGUUUCAGUCGGGGACACUUCGGAUGAUAAUUUCGACUUUGUAAUGCCCGAUUUUGUCUUGUGCAUACGUGAUUUCACGCUUGAUCUUGAGAUAGACGGGAGAGAGAUAACGUCAGAUCAAUAUCUUGAGCAUUGUCUUACAGCGAAAAGUACUGGAAAUAAAGUGUUAGAUGAAAAAUACAACCGACCCAGGCAUUGUAUUAAGAAGUAUUUUACAAAGAGGAAAGCGUUUACAUUUGAUAGACCAGCUAACAAGAAGAUAAUGAAAACACUUGACAAGGCUAAAAAAGAAGAUUUAUCUCCUGACUUUAUUGAGGAGUCGCAAAACUUUCAAAAAUUUAUCUAUGAACGCACGGGAAAGAUGUUGCAAACUAAAAGACCUGUAACCGUUCGCAUGCUAGUAGAGUUAUUGGGCGCCUACAUCAAAGCUAUAAAGGACGGCAAGGUUCCUUGUAUAGAUGAUGCUCUCACCGUUAUGUCAAAAGAAGAAAAUAAAAAACAUGCAAAGGAUGCCAUUGACACGUUCCGUGUUGAUCUUGAAAAACUACAUCUACCAGUUGGGGACAAAACUAAACUUCUGGAAGAAAAGUUUGAAAUUCGAACAUCAGUUCUCAAGAAUUUGACUUCGAAACUUUUGUUUGAUGACGAUCAUUCUGUAGAAAUGUCUGUGCAGAGCGAGAUGGAUAGAAUAUUCAAGGAGUUUGAGACAAAAAACGACAAACUGCUCUACGAGAAAUGUAUGAAGCGAAUAACAGACUUGUACGAAAAGGAAGUAAAAGGAAACAUAGACGGGAAAAUAUACAUGGUAUCUGGCGGGUACGAUAAGUACAAAAAUGAUAUGCUAAGGGUUAAAGAAAUGUAUGAAACAGAGUUAGAUCACGAAAGGAUAGACCGAAUGCAGACAAAUAAGGCAAUGCGUGAUUUCUUAGCACAGCGAUACGCUGAAAGUGAAGCAAUUAUGACCGAAGAUAAAUCCAUUUCAGAAGAUGAGAAAAAUGCUGAAAUGGAAACCCAAAAGAAAAAGCUAGAAGCAGAAUUUAAAGAAACACAAGAGAAAGAGAGUAAACGUUUUGCCGACGAACUAGAAAAACAAAGAAAACAACAUGAUGAUGUAAUAGCCAAAGCACGAAAAGAUCAAGAAGAUAAAGACGAAGCAAACAGAGCACAAUUCCUUGAAGAGAAACUGGCUAAAAGAGACACUGAAAUUCUUGAACUGACCAAAUCUGUUGCAAGACUUGAAGGGCGUGAAGAUGAAAGAAAUAAAAAGCAAUGCUCAGUAUCGUAAAUUCAUUCGCUUAAUGUAGAUUGUAGACUUUAUCUUGAACAUGCUUUUAAGAUUUUCCUUCUAAGUGGUGAAUUUCGAUUUUUGUCAAUUUUUGUGAAAAGUUUUUAAAUGCAUUGUUCUUGUUUAAUGAAAACUAGUGGUUUACCUAUAUAACUUAUCUAGUUAUAUUGCUUAUACCGUAAAGGCAUAUUGCAGGAAGAACUUCAGCAUUUUAAACUUUAUAUUUGCUUGAUUUUUGGUGAAUACGUUAUACAUGUAUUUUUGAACUCAUUAAUUGUUUAUUAUCAAUCCCCCUUUGAAGAAGAGGGGGUUUAUUGUUUUGCUGUCUGUCGAUCGGUCGGUAUGUCUGUCUGUCCGUUGGUAGACCACAUGGUUUUCGCUGAUUAUCUUAAAAACUAUUUAUUACAAAGUUUUCACAUCUCACAUACCGAUUUGUCAUAACAAGUAGAUGACCCUUGUUGAUUUUUGGAUCACUGGGUCAAAGGUCAAGGUCACAAGGGCCUUAAUGUUUGAAUGGUUUCCGCUGAUUGUCUUGAAAACUAUGGAUCAGGCACAAAGUCUUCAUAUUUCACGUACUGAUUGCUAAUAACUAGAAAAUGACCCCUAUUGAUUUUCAAGUCACUAGGUCAAAGGUCAAGGUCACAAGGGUCGUAAAUGUCAAAAUGUUUUUUCCGCUGAUUAUCUUUCACAUAUUGAUUGGUCAUAUUUAAUUGAUAACCACUUUUGAUUUUGGGUUCACUAGAGCAAAGGUCAAGUCAAGGGGGGUGUAAUUGUCAGAAUGGUUUCCGUUGAUUAUCUUGAAAACAAUUUAUAACAAAGUCUUCAUAUUUCACAUGCGGACUGGUCAUAUCUAGUAGAUGACCCCUAUUUUGGGUCAAAAGUCAAGGUCACAGGGGCCUUCAAUGUCUUUAUAGUUUCCGCUCAUUAUCUUGAAAACUAUUUAUCACAAAGUCUUCAUAUUUCACAUACUGAUUGGUCAUAAUUAAUUAAUAACCACUUUUAAUUUUGGGGUCACUAGAGCAAAGGUCAAGUCAGGGGGGGGGGCGUUAUUGUCAGAAUGGUUUCCGUUGAUUAUCUUGAAAACAAUUUAUAACAAAUACUUCAUAUUUCACAUGCGGAUUGGUCAUAUCUAGUAGAUGACCCCUUUUGGGGGUCAAAAUUAAGGUCACAGUGGCCUUCAAUGUCUUCAUGGUUUCCGCUCAUUAUCUUGAAAACUAUUUAUCACAAAGUCUUCAUAUUUCACAUUAUGAUUGGUAAUAAUUUGUUAAUGACCCUUAUUGAUGUUGGGGUCACUAGAUCAAAGGACAACCUCAAAGGGGCCUUAAAUGUCAGACUGGUUUCCGCCCAUUAUCUUGCAAACUGUUUAUCACAAAGUCUUCAUAAUUCACAUACUGAUUGUUCAUAUCUAGAAGAUGACCCCUAUUGCGUUUAAGGUCACAAGGUGAACUGUCAAGGUCACAGGGGCCUUAAUUAUCAGAAAAGUUUCCGCUGAUUAUCAUAAAAUUAUUUAUCACAUAGUCUUCAUAUUUCACAUACUGAUUGGUCAUAAUUAGUAGAUGACUCCUAUAGAUUUUGGCGUUACUAGGUCAAAGGUCAAGACCACAGGAUCCUUAAUAUCACUAUUGUUUCCUCUCAUUAUCUUGAACGCGUUAUUUUCACAAAGUCUUUAUAUGUCACACACUGAUUAUUCAUAUCUAGAAAAUAACCCCUAUUGAUUUUGAGGUCACUAGGUCAAAGGUCAAGGUCACAGGGGCCUUAAAUGUCAGAAUGUUUCCACUCAUUAUCUUGAAAAUUAUUUAUCAUUAAGUUUUGAUAUCUCACAUACUGAUUGGUCAUAACUAGUAGAUGACUCCUUUUAUUUUGAGGUCACAAGGUCACAAGGUUAAGGUUACGGGGGGGGCUUUAAUGUCACUAUGGUUUCUGCUCAAUAUCUUGAAAUUUAUUUAUCACAAAGUAUUUAUAUGUCACGUACUGAUUGGUAAUAACUAGUAGAUGACCCCUAUUGAUUUUGGGGUCAUUAGGCCAAAGGUCAAGGUAACGGGGGCUUAAAAUGUCAGAAUGGUUUCAAUUGAUUAUCUUGAAAACCAUUAAUCACAAAAACUUUUUAUUUCACAUACUGAAUAGAUAUAUGUAGAAGAUGACCACUAUUGACUUUUAGUUCAAAGUCAAGGUCAAGGGCCUUAAAUGUAAGAAUGGUUUCCGCUUAUUACCUUAAACACUUUUUGUCACUUCACAUAUUGAUAUGUCAUAAUGGGGUCAUAAGUUAAAAGGUCAAGGUCUUUAUAUUUCACUAUAUUUUGCAUAUUGAUUGGUUAUAACUAAUAGCAUCUUUUUUCUUUUUUCCAUAACUGAACACUUCCAAGUGCCCAUUUAUGACAAGUUUCUAUAACAAAAUUACAAAUAAUAUGAGUCAAGGGAUAAAAAUGGGGGCAUAUGUGUCGUACAACAUUUCUUGUGUACAAAUUCAAUCAGUGCUUUCGUUAUACUAAAUAAGAAUAAAAAUACAUAACAUAACAAUUUAGAGCUUUUAUCUAAGACAUCAAUAAAACCUUGUUUUUAUUUGCCUUAUAUUUGUUGAAUAGUAUGGAAACAGAGAAUGGCUGUCCAAAUGUUUUGCAUAUAAGAUCCAUUAUAAAAAAUUAUAAAGUACAAUUCGCAUAUUUUAGAAAACAAACAUUCAGUAUUGAAAUAUGUUACCACACGCCAAAUUUUACGCAGAAUCCGUCAUUACUAUAAUUUUAGCUUUAUUUUUUUUUUUUUUUUUUUUGAAAAUAGCCAUUUUACAUUUAACCAAACGGCGAACGUCAACAUGUUGACAGGUUUCGCCGUGUUUGUUUUUUCUUGUUUCUUUUUUUCAACGUCUAAUUGAUAAUCAUGACGAUUGAAAUUGUUUUCUGGUGUGUUCAUUCCUUUAUUUAUAUGCUCUGACAUAUGAUUUACUUAACCGGAUGCAAAGCAAAAUUAUAAGCGAAAAGGCGUAAAUUGGUUCACGAUCAACACAAUAUGAUAAAAUUAUGCGUGUUUCUUAAAACUUCAUCAAAUGAGACGAUUAUAAUGAAAAAGGAGAACAGUUAAGUACGUUGUGAAUGUGUUUACGGUUUGCAAAUAGCACAAGCAUAUUUUUCUUUCUAAUUGGAUGGGCAUUUUACUUGCGAAAAGACAAACUUUAAUUCACAGCGGCAUUGCGACUUCAGUUAAAUAAAAACUAAAAUUUGUCAGAAAGUGUGUUUCGUAUCAGACAAAUUAGGGCUUACAAUUUACAGUUGUGUAACACAGAAAAUUGACAAACAUAUGAAUGAAAACAAUUCCGACGCUCUUGGUGUCUCAGGUAUUGAUCAAAAACGAAAUGCCCAAAUGUCGAGCGGAAUCUAUGAAAUCACGUUGACUUUGAAAUGACCUCUUGACUUACGCCGCUACCGCUACCGCAUAGUUAAAAAUGUCAGUAUUCUGAUCGGAUAAAAUGUACGGAACUUUGCAUAUUAGGCUCUGUACUGUGGAUUGACUGCUUUUUAUCUUUAUUUUCUUAAAAAAACUACCGGACAUUUAAAUUACAGAAAUUUGAGAAAUUCAGCUGGCUGAGGGUUUAGAUCAACAAAUGUUAUGUCACUGAUAUUCUCCUUUAUUGUCAGACACAUUAAAAUUUUAUCACUAUGUACGCAUUUGACGAAUACGAACUAUUCAAAUAAUUUGUCUUAAAAGGUGACACAUCUGAUCCGUGUUUCAGACAAAAUAAGAAUAUCAAUUUUUUCUUUGAGUAAUUUAUGACAAAACGUAACUGAACUUUCUAACAUACUACAAUUGUGUAAAUAUGAUGUACGCAACUUAUUGUAAAAGGUUAUAGACAAUAAAAUAUUUAGCACAAAGGAA
Ruditapes philippinarum (Manila clam) is the source of this 5313-nucleotide messenger RNA. Its product is annotated as guanylate-binding protein 2-like. The coding region runs from base 94 to 1446 and encodes 450 amino acids. The record is from RefSeq and is a predicted model, not a curated record. NCBI's taxonomy places the organism in Eukaryota, Metazoa, Mollusca, Bivalvia, Venerida, Veneridae. The transcript is spliced from 6 exons. Gene Ontology annotation, molecular function: GTPase activity; GTP binding.